Coprinopsis cinerea okayama7#130 is the source of this 6246-nucleotide messenger RNA. RefSeq lists its product as hypothetical. Gene Ontology annotation, cellular component: ubiquitin ligase complex; cytoplasm. The record is from RefSeq and is a predicted model, not a curated record. NCBI's taxonomy places the organism in Eukaryota, Fungi, Basidiomycota, Agaricomycetes, Agaricales, Psathyrellaceae. Gene Ontology annotation, biological process: protein ubiquitination; ubiquitin-dependent protein catabolic process via the N-end rule pathway. The transcript is spliced from 8 exons. Gene Ontology annotation, molecular function: ubiquitin protein ligase activity; zinc ion binding. Bases 1 to 6246 code for a protein of 2081 amino acids.
AUGGCGCACCGACUGAGCCAGGAUCCACGAGGCGAUCCUCUCUCCGACCUGCGGUUCUCGCUGGAGAUCAUGCCAGGCUCCAGGAAAUACGUCUUCACGCCGGCCGCUAGGGCAGAGAUUUUGACGAAACUGUACGCAUCGCUUAUGGGCAGCGGCGGCAACCAAAAGUACUUUCUGCCCAAAGGCGUGAACAACGUUCCCCAACACCAGUUGCUGAGCGAGUACCAGGCGUCUGUGGGGUUCUCUGGGGCUGGCAAGGACGACGACCAGAUCGUACCCGGACGCCCGUGCGGUCACAUUUUCAAGAAAGGAGAGAGCUGCUAUCGAUGCAAAGAUUGUGCAUUGGACGACAGCUGCGUGCUGUGUGCUCGAUGUUUCCAUGCGGCGGACCAUACAGACCACAGCGUGAGCUUCUUCAUCGCCCAGCAGCCUGGCGGGUGCUGCGAUUGCGGCGACGAGGAGGCUUGGAGGAGGAACCCGAAUUGCAAGCUGCACCCAUAUACGACUUCGACGGCGCCGUUGACGAUCCCCGCUGGGCCCCUUUCGAAUGAUUUACCACCGGUUUCGCCGUUGCUGCAGAAUCUACCGCAGGCAUUGAAGGACUCGAUGCACAGGACGAUCGGAUACGCCCUCGAUUUUCUCCUCGACACGCUCGAUUUCUCGCCGGAUGAGAUCACGGUGCCGCUGAACGAGGCUGAUCUCAGGCUCCAGCCGUCAGCAGACCCGAUGAUGAAGGAUGUCUAUUGCGUCGUACUGUGGAACGGGGAUAAGCACACUUUCGACGAGGUCAAGACUGUGAUUUUGGACUUGACGGGCAAGGGGCAUAGUCCGGAAAGGGUGAAGGAGGUUGAGGGGAUGGUGAAGACGCUGGAGAGCGACGGGAGAGUCGUGGUGGAUAUGAACGUUGUCAACACCUCCCAACCCCUUUCCGCCGGACCGCACGGUGGGCAACCACAACAAGCCAAGCUGCUCGACAUGGCGCACUCGAUGGCGCAAAUCGAUUUGGGCGUGACGAUCCGGAGGGCGUACGACACCUUUUGCGAGCAGGUGGGAGCGGUUAUCAUUGAGUGGCUGUUGGACCUUACGAGAGCGCGACUAGGCCCGGAUACGAUGGCGCUGAAGGAGGUGCUAGCAAAGGAGCUGAUGAUGCCCAGACGACGGGACGCGUUUACCCUUGGGAUGGCGGGGUUGUCCAAGGCGCCGGGCGGGAUGGCUUUGCCUACGUCCGCGGUGAACCUCACGGAGAUCCCGAAUGCGACGAGGAUCGAUUAUAUGUUCGUCUACCACAGUCGGCUUUGGAAGAAGCUUCGGUUGAGUCUGAAGGAGGUUUAUGCUUCGUUGCUCUCGUUGAGCAAGACGCACAAGUUCUCAAUAGCUGGCCAUUUCGCCAACACGUACCAUCGUAUCACGGAUACCUAUCUGCUCACAGAUCGCGAGGCGGAGACGUCUAUCAAAUACUUUGCGCUACAACUCUUCACCGUUCCCUCCAUCUCCGCCCACCUUGUCAAGAACCACAAGAUCAUCACCAACCUCCUGAACCUACUUGCAUGUUUCUUCACCAACCAGAUAAACCGACCCGGGAAACGCGUCGUCGUCCCCAUCGGUGGUCAAUCGCAACAGAACGCAUUGACCAAUAUGCCGUACUUCCCUGUCACAGGGGGCGGUGUGCUCUUUGGCGCUCCCCCGCCCACUGCAACGGCCGGUGGUUCGACGAGUGCCCCGCCAACGCUUCCCUUCCCUCUUACUGGUCAUCCACCAGGACAUCCUGGAUUCCAUCAACAACCUGCGGCGCAUCAAGCUCUGCAGCAUAUGCCUCACCAGCCUGUCAUGGAUGUCGAUUCGUUCCCGUUCAAAUCGAAGAGGUUUAUGCCUAUCUUUAGUGACCUCCGGUAUCUCAUGCAUACUGCGCCUGUUCAGGCGUUGCUCACGGAACCCUCGAAUAUCAUUGUCACGAAUGGACAACCUCAAAUCACCGGCCAUCUUGCCUACCUCGUUCCCUUCACUCAGACCUGUCAGCUCUUCAUGUGUGCACAAUCCAACCGACGCGCAGUCAACGUCCACGUUGAAUAUGAAUCCGAUGCCUGGAUCAGCGUGUUCAACGUCACUCUGAGCCUUAGCAGGGUGAUUAAAGUGGUUGGUGGUGCCUAUGCCAAUACCAGCAACACGGUACAGCUGGUGGUGGAAGGAGACCCGAAGCCUUUGGUAGCACCUAGAGGCCCGAGGGAGGUGGUUGAGGCGUUGGAGGUGGUGAUUACCUGUUUGAUUGGGGUGUGUAGAAGUAAUGGAGGGGAUGUUCCGGUUGCGAAGGAUCCGCCUUUGCUUUUGGCUGCGUUGCAUCGGGGUCAUCAACCAGGGUACAACCAAAACUAUUACUUCAAUCCCGCGUUUCUGGCGAUGGACAAGAGCAAGUUUGGCACGAUCAAGUACCACAAUGUGGUCUUUGGUGCCGGAUUCAAGGAUGAAGAGACGCGAGCGAGGACCAAGACGUACGAGGUUGUCCGGUUCGACGUUGCGGAGGGAUGGGUCAGCUUCCACCAUUCGUUGCAUUGGUUGCUUGCGGAACUGUUCAAAUCGACGCAUUUGCUUUCGGAGGAGAAGUUGAGAGAAGAGUUUGGGGGUACGGAGUUUGAUGAGUAUAGGAGUGUUCGGGAUGUUGUGUUGAGGUGUGCGGGAGGGGAGAAGGCGGUUUUGGCCAUUAUUGAUUUCCCUUUGCGAGUUCUGGCUAUGGUUGCACAAAUCCGUGUUGGUCUAUGGGUCAGGAACGGCUUCGCCAUCCGCGGCCAGCUCAUGCAUUACCGGGACUAUAUGCUUCGAGAACUCUGCUUCGACCAAGAUCUGUUCAUGCUCCAAUCGGCCUUGAUACUCCUUGACCCUGACAUCGUACUUGUGACCAUCCUUGACCGGUUUAACCUCAUGGCCUACUUCAACGGUGUGGCGAUGGAUGAAAGCGACGAGGAAGAUGGGGAGGAGGAUAUCAGCGGAGCUAUGGACGAGGACGGCAAGGAAGGGAAACCCGGCAAGACCAGCCCGUACAACACCAACUACGAGGACAUCUCCCAUUUGUGCGGGAUGGUGGAAGAGCUUCUAUUCGUGCUGAUCACCAUGGUCAGCGAGAACGCUGCUGCCUCGCGGAUGCCUGUCCCUUCUGCUGUGCGAAGGGAGAUCGUCCAUGCGCUGGCUAUGGGCCCUUGUGGGUUCUCCGAGUUGACGAAGAGGGUGGCGGAGAGGUUUGGGGAUAAUAUCGCCUUUGAGAGGAUUUUGAGGGAGGUGGCGAUGUUCAAGCCUCCGGAGGGUGCUACGGAUGUGGGUGUCUAUGAGUUGAAGGAGGACGUGUUGUUUGAGGAGGUUAAUCCCUUCUUCUUCCAUUACACCCGGAAUAGGAGGGAGGAGGUGGAGAAUAUGUUGAGGGCCAAGACGAAGAAGCGGUUUGCGAAGGAGGGGAAGGGGGAUCAGGAAUGGGUGUAUGUCCCGAAGAAGUUUGGGGUGACGGAGGGCCCGUAUAAGGAUAUACCGAGGGUGUUUGAGAGCGAGGUCUUUUUGCAGAUCUUGUUCUAUACGGUUUACAAUGUCCUCGUUCUGACGGAGUCGUCGGGUGGGCAGGCGGCGCCUGCUGCUGCCCCCGCCGGUUCUGGUCAGAGCAAUGGAGGUACGGGUGGCACAGGUGGUGCGAGUGGGAAUGGAGGUGCUGCACCUCCUUCAGCAUCGGGUACCCCACCAUCGGCGGAAGCUAUCCUCGAUCAAGUCCUGCAUCUCAUCAUGCUCGGUCUCGUCGAACGCGAAGAAACAUUAUCGAAACUCGCUGCCUCCAAGACGUUUGAAGAAGACAGGACUCUGGUGGACGUCGUUUGUGCAUUGGAAUACCACGAUCAGUACAAGAAUUAUCGUGCUCGUGUGCAAUGGAUCCUCGACAGGAUGGCUAAACAUGCUCCGGACGCUGUCAAGGAGAGACGCAAGGCCUACGAUUCGUUGAAGCCUGCUGUGGACCCCGAGGAGGCGAGGAAGAAAGCGGCCAAAGCGAGGCAGGAGGCGAUUAUGCAGCAGAUGAAGGCCCAGCAGAACCAGUUUGCGAUCAAUUUCGACGAUUUGGACGAUGAAGAUGACGAGGGGAGUGCGAUGUCGGUGGAUGAGGAGAAUGGGGAGGAAGUGGAAACGGAGAUCAGCUUUGGGACGUGUAUCGUUUGUCAGGAGGAUCUCAGUACUGGUGGGAAGAGCUUUGGUGCACUGGGUCUUGUGCAGCCUAGUCGGUUCAUCAGGCGACAUCCGGAUAGUUCACAUCAUACGUACCUGAACGAGGUCCUUGGUAUGGUCACCAACCUCGAUCGGGCGGCUGCUCCUCCGACGCAUCAUACGUUCCCUCCGCCAAACGCCGAUGUUCUGGACGCCAAAUCGACGAACACGACGCAGAAUUUUGAAGGUUUCCCUGCGAGUUAUACGCGCUUUGGUCUCGUCACGUCAGUUUGUUCGCAUAUGAUGCAUCUGGAGUGCUUCCAGGUGUAUAGUGUUUCGAUUCGACAACGGCAUCGUGCGCAGGCGACAAGAAAUCAUCCGGAGAGCAUACCGAGGAAGGAAUACAUCUGCCCGCUGUGCAAGAGUUUGGGCAAUGUCAUUCUUCCCGUCGUAAAUCCCUCUCGGGUCAAGAUGAACACGACUCCCUUCGCCGAUUGGAUCCGCGCUGCUGGGAUCAAUAUCCUCAAGUCUAAACCAGAUCCUCACCUCGACUCGUUGCAGAUUCGGAAUGGGACAGGGGAGUUUGUGUUCUGGGCGGCUCAGGAUCCUGGGUAUUCGAGUGCGGUGAGGGGGAAUAAUGGGGAGGGGAAGCCUGAGGUGUUGGAAGCUGCGAAGAUGGUCGAUACGGUGAUGGUGGUUUCCAAGUCGUUCUCGCAGCAGACGAGGCAUCUUCGGGAUCGACCUGAACCUGAUCCCGGAGAGCGUGGAGCGGGCCUUUACCUUCCGGAGGAAUUGCUGGGGUAUACGAUCGCGCAGAUCGAGAGUGCGCAGAGGGGAGUCGAGGUACCGGGUGGCGGGCUGAUUGCGGAUAACCUCUCGGAAUCGCAGACGCGGAUGAUUAGGGGGAUUGUUUCCAUAUUGGGUCGGUUGGUGGCGUUGCAGUUUAAGGGGAGGCCAGAUGAAGGGCGUGAUGCCGUGCGUCAGGCGAUUGUCAAGAGGCUACUGCCAGAAUGGAGUCGGACGUCCCUGACUUCGUACCAUAUCCCUUUACUCCUACGCGAUCCGUUCACCAUCCUGGCCGAAGCAGCAGCCGUUGCACCCGACAUCCUCAAACACGUCCUCAUCCUCACCUACUACGCCUGCCUGGCACGGUCUGUCGUGGGCCUUGUCUACAUCCUCAACAAGACCAGGAGCUAUUCCAUCACCCAGAUACCAAGGCGGGCCCAUGAAGAGAUUUUCGGUGACGUUCGCAUGUUCUUCAUGUCUGUCGUCCGGCAUUCCCCUGUCUUCGAGCAUACAGCAACACUCGCGUUCGAAACGUUUGGCGAGGCGCGGAUGGAGAAGCUUUUGUAUUCUUUCACGCUACCCUUCCUUCGAAGAGCUGCCAUCCUUUGUCGGUCGGUACUCCCUUCGGCAUUCCCUACUCCCACUUUUGGAUCAAACCAACCCUGCGAAUACACCCGACUGCUGAAGAUGUUGGGUAUCCCGCCUUUAUCGGAACUCCCCGCCCACGACACAUUACAAAACGCGCUCUCGGGAUGGUGUGCGCAUUAUGGGCAUAUGGUCACCCUUUCUCAGAUGAACUGCGGUGUUCUCCUCGAUUUCCCCGGUAUCUACAAAUUGGCGAGGUUACCGUUGGUUCUGGACACCAUGUUCAUGCUCCCGGAGAAGGUCUUGACUUGCAACCGCUGUAACACGGUUCCGAAUGAUGGUGCAAUCUGCCUGCUCUGUGGGACGAUCGUGUGUUUCCAGAGUGGAUGUUGUGCUGAUGUGGAAUAUAACGGGAGGGGAGAGUGUAAUUCUCAUACGCGAGAGUGCGGUGGGAUGAUUGGUUUGUACUACCUCAUUAAGCGGGGGACCCUGUUGUACCUCAAUGCCGGGAAUGGAACGUUCUACCCUUCACCUUAUCUUGACGUCCAUGGGGAGGCUGACCUUUCGAUGCGACGCGGGCGGAGGCAGUAUCUCCACUACCCGAGGUAUGAGGAGGUACGGAAAGUAUGGCUGAACCAUGGUAUUCCUACGAUUGUAGCGAGGAAGUUGGAGAGUACGUUGGAUUCGGGUGGAUGGGAGACGCUGUAG